CAGAAGAACAACAUGCCCCGUCAUAACUUUGACGAAGACCUCUCGGAGGUAUCCCUUUCAGGGAGGUUUCCGGGCCUGAGCCACAUCCAGGCUGGGAACGAUGAUACCUUCAUUUUCACCUACCUCCCACCUUCCAUUGAUCAAUUUCUCGCCUGCACGUCACCUCGCGAUUCUCGACCUCUGCAAUUCAAUGUCCAUCUAGAUGUCACAAAGUACCCCACCAGCCAUAGCUACUUUGUCUUCUCGGCCUCGGACAACAUCUCCGACGAGAUUUCUGCUGUCCUAGAGACAGUACAGGAAAAGUUCAAGCGUUACUCUCUAGAAACCUUCCUCAAAGACUUUUGCCACGACAUUGAUCAGGCUGUCUUGAAAGAAGAAUCUGCAGAUCCGGAUUCGGAUGAAGAAUCCGAUCUCAACUGUGACGAUGAAGAGGCGAAUGGCGAUUUCGAUUCCAGCUACGAUGAUCAAGAUGUGGAUGAUGGUUUCGGUUCCAACUAUAACGAUGAAGAUCUGGACUGGGACGGAUUUAUUGAUGCUCCAGUGAUAUCACGUUCUACGGAUCGAAAACAACUCCGCGCUGAUCUUCGCGCAGCAAAAUCUGUCGGGUUCAAAGUUGGCUACCUGGGAGAGCUGGAGGGCCCUCUUGUUGUGUCUAUCUCCUGUCGGAUUGCUAAGCUGGGAAUCUCAGAGGAUGCGAUGGAAAUGUGGAAUGUCUCUCCUGAGCAGUUUUUGGUCGUCCUCCUUCGCUACCCCAGGGGUUAUCGUGGGCUGUCGCAGAUCUUGGCACGGCAGGGAGGUCCGUCCCCAGUCCAGAUGCACGUCGGUCUAUGCGAUACUUAUAAGCCCACCGUGCUGUCGGUUCCGGAUGUGGCAAGACCCGCGAUACUCCAUGACAUAUUUUGCCCGAGUGCAUCAGACUCCAAACCAAAAUCAGCUAUGAAAUCGUCCUUCAUCACAGAGCCGGUGGAGACUGUACUCAAUGACCGCUUCCUGAGUUUUAUACGGAACCGGCUUCAACACGGCUUCUCGUGGACAGGAGCGGAGCUGUAUCACGAUCAUUAUCAGGUCAAGAUGCUAGAAUCCAAAGAUGUUAGCUCUCGCGAAUAUUGUGUCUCUGAGAAAUGGAGCCACUCCACGCCAAGCUUCGUCAAAGGGGACCAGCUUCUAGGGGCGAAAAAUUCAUCGCAACUGUCCCUGCCUCUGAUCACUAUGCAGUAUGCACUUCGCCGUUUCGUCAAGUGCACGGAGUUCUGUCUGAAUUGCCACUGCAAAGUAGACGCCGGCUUUGAGGCCUUGAAGCCUUAUGUUUGUUCCAGUCCGCUGUGUCUGUACCAAUACAUGCAACUUGGCAUGGGCCCAAGGCUGGAAUGGGAAAUAGUCUCCCAGCCGUACGUGGUCGACAUGCUUGUUAGCUUUGCUUAUGCGAGAGCCUCGGCCGGUGAGCUCACUGAUUUCCCAACCGGACUCGAUUUGAAGGUACCCUGGGAGUUCCCUGAUGGGUCGGGAUUGAGGGCUUGGACUGCGACGUGGGACACUGACAAGUCGGUGUUGUCGACCCAAGCGGAACACGACCUCAAAGUCGGGGAAUGGGUCGCUAUUCGGGAUUCCGAUGACUCGUUCACCUCGUUCAGGUCUCCAUCGCUCUGUUGUGAGGUGCUGAGUAUACAUGGUAACUCGCUGAUCCAGCUUUCGCAACCGAUUGCCAUAGGCUUUGGAGACAAGAACGCAGGUCGACCACCAUGGAAAAAUGUACGAUUCAUGCCCUACCGUGUUAAAGUUGACUAUUUGAAGGGCGACAUAAAGCAGCAAGCAAUCAUGGCGCUUCUCAAUACGCUUCCUGAUGUGUUCCUAAUGAAGUCCUUCGUUACGAGCGGUGCAAGGCCUGGACAAAAUAUUUCUCUUCAGUCCUGGAAAGGGAGAAUUUGUCAAUCGGCGCUCUAUGUACUGCGAUGGAUUGUUGCCUCCAACCAAUCAUGCAUUGUACACGAUGAUGACCCUGAGCACCAGGUCACGGGCAUGCACAACUACAUGCAGUUCAGGCUAGCCCAAGGGUCCCCAGAUAAGGAAGCCCGGUUCGUCCAAGCAGUCAAGGCAAGUGCGAGUGGAAAUUUUCCCACCAUAUUUGCUUGGCAUGGAAGUCCUGUCCAUAACUGGCAUAGCAUCCUGAGAGAAGGACUGAACUUCAAUAAACAGUUGCAUGGUCGAGCGUACGGGGAUGGUGUUUAUAUGGCGAAAGGGAUCAACACAUCGAGUGGCUACUCUAACGCCACAGUUCCUCUGUCGAAUUGGCCACAAAGCACAUUGGACAUCAUGACUGCAAUCUCCUUGAAUGAGGUAGUCAAUGCACCCCAUGCAUUCCGAUGCACCGCUCCCUUCUAUGUUGUUGCGCAGCUGGACUGGAUUCAGCCGCGGUACCUUUUCAUCUCAGGCAAGCAUCUCGCAUCUCAAGGGAUACGCACGUUCAAACCAUCGAAGGUUUACAGCCAGGACCCACAUCAUGCUUGCCUUGGAACCAAUAACUCUCCCGUUUCCAUUCCUAUCUCGGCCCUGAGCAGCCGCCACAAUCGAGCAGACACCCCAGCAUCGACGCACGUCAGAAAGAAGAGGAAGGUGUCAAUGGGCGGGCCAGCCCCGGGGGGAUCUGACCCAAGUGACGAUUGCGCUAGCGUGGCGACCCUCAUCGAUGAUCUGCGCUUGCUGGAAUCCGAUUUGGAAGAUGAUGCCUGUGAGCCGGACUGCGUUAUAGUGGAGAGAAAGGCCCGCUCAGAUCCGGUGCCCCAGACCGACUUUCGGCCUGGAACCCUGCAAACCGGUUCCUUACAGCUCCUGGGGCUGCCAAGUUACGCGACCACCACCGCGACACAGUCAUUACAGCGGCAUCUCCAGGCAAUCUUAAAAGUACAGGAUCGAGAGCCCCUACACGAACUUGGCUGGUACGUUGAUGGGACACUGAUCAGCACCGUCUAUCAAUGGAUCGUCGAGUUCCAUAGCUUUGAUCCCUCUCUGCCGUUGGCUCAAGACCUCAAGCACAACAAGCUGACAAGCAUUGUCAUGGAAAUUCGCUUCCCGCCCCAAUUUCCUAUGUCUCCUCCGUUCAUCCGGGUCAUCCGUCCCCAUUUUACCCCCUUCAUGCAGCACGGUGGUGGCCACGUGACAGCUGGCGGCGCCAUGUGCAUGGAGUUGCUCACGAGCUCUGGCUGGCUACCGACGAUCUCCAUGGAGAGCGUGCUUUUGCAAGUGCGCUUGGCUCUUUGUUCGACAGAUCCAUACCCUGCACGGCUUCAAAAUGGCAGUGGUAAUUACCCGUUCAGCGAGUCGGUAUCUGCCUAUAGACGAGCAUGCCAAACACAUGGUUGGAAGGUGCCUGAUGAUUUUAACCGCAUUCAGGAUGCAUGAUGGAUGCUUUCUUGAUAGAUCUGAUAACAUUUCAGAGGUUCUCUGUUCUUACUAUAUCUGCGUUGAGAUUCAAAGGAUUUAGUCACAGCUUAUCUGAGAGAAUGCAG
Messenger RNA from Aspergillus ibericus CBS 121593, 3503 nucleotides. Its product is annotated as putative ubiquitin conjugating enzyme. NCBI's taxonomy places the organism in Eukaryota, Fungi, Ascomycota, Eurotiomycetes, Eurotiales, Aspergillaceae. Bases 13 to 3396 code for a protein of 1127 amino acids. Gene Ontology annotation, molecular function: NAD+ poly-ADP-ribosyltransferase activity. The transcript has 2 exons. The record is from RefSeq and is a predicted model, not a curated record.